AUGACAACCGACCUCUACUCGGUCCCGGCCUCCAACGGCAUCGAAUCGACAAACCUACUCCACACCACCAGCGAGACUGAUGCCACAGCAACAAUGAACGGCAACAACGCUCACAGCGCAUCCAACGGCACCAUCCAAAAACUCUCACAACAACUGGAAAAUGUAACAACAGAAGAUAAAGAAGAGCCAUUGUUCUCCGCCUCCCUCAUCUCCCCCGAAAUCCUCUCCAUUCUCCCAGAAGGCUACACCGCCCGACCCCUGCGCCGCUCCGACUUCCACCUCGGAUACCUCGACGUGCUGCGCGUCCUGACCACAGUAGGCGAUAUAUCAGAGUCCAUGUGGAACGAGCGAUAUGACUACCUCUACAAACGCAACGACGAGUAUUACAUGAUUGUCAUCUGUGACGGGGCCGGCAAAAUUGUAGGCACGGGAAGUUUGAUUGUUGAGCGGAAAUUCAUUCAUGCCCUGGGUCUUGUGGGCCAUAUUGAGGAUAUCGCGGUUGCGCAGGAUCAGCAGGGGAAGAAGCUGGGGUUGAGGAUUAUUCAGACGCUAGAUUAUAUUGCAGAGAAGGUUGGGUGUUAUAAGACAAUUCUCGACUGCUCCGAAGUUAACGAGGGCUUCUAUAUCAAAUGCGGCUUCAAGCGUGCUGGUCUCGAGAUGGCGCACUACUACUGA
Messenger RNA from Talaromyces marneffei, 675 nucleotides. RefSeq lists its product as uncharacterized. Gene Ontology annotation, biological process: UDP-N-acetylglucosamine biosynthetic process. NCBI's taxonomy places the organism in Eukaryota, Fungi, Ascomycota, Eurotiomycetes, Eurotiales, Trichocomaceae. The transcript is spliced from 2 exons. Gene Ontology annotation, cellular component: endoplasmic reticulum-Golgi intermediate compartment; endoplasmic reticulum; Golgi apparatus. The record is from RefSeq and is a predicted model, not a curated record. Gene Ontology annotation, molecular function: monosaccharide binding; glucosamine 6-phosphate N-acetyltransferase activity. The coding region runs from base 1 to 675 and encodes 224 amino acids.